This is a messenger RNA of Lymnaea stagnalis (great pond snail), 3451 nucleotides long. The record is from the annotation of a GenBank genome assembly. NCBI's taxonomy places the organism in Eukaryota, Metazoa, Mollusca, Gastropoda, Lymnaeidae.
AUAGUCAAAAUAAAUAUUCGUUCUCAACUAUAAUGGAACGAAACAAUCACCUUUUUGCCACCUUGAUUUUGCAGCCAGCUAUUACAAACAACUGAAACGUACACUCAAUCUAACGAAUAUUUUUUGGAUAUUUACGAUAACAUUUUUGUUUUAAUCAAUUGAAAAAAAAACAAACUGUUUUAUAAUGAAUUAUAAAGAAUAUAAAAUUGUCAAUGUAAGUAAAUAAAAAUAUAUAUUAAUUUAUAAUUAUAUUUAUUAUUAUAUACUAGUAAUAGAACUAGAGUUUACUAGUGUCUUGAGUCUAGAGCCAGGGCCUUCCCAAUGCCCUAUCAUACUGAGGGCCUAGGGCGGGUAGGGCAGCGCUUAGGCUGCUUCAAUUAAGUACUUGCCCACUUAUAAAUACAUAAUAAAUAAUUAAGAUGGGGGGUGUUGUGUUAUCCACGGUCCACAGCUGAUAAAUCAAUAAAUGGUUUACUACUGCUGGUAGCAAUUUAAAAAAAAAAGAAAGAAUGUGUAGCGGAAUUAUGGCCUUUGAAUUAUUGAAUUUAUUUUUUGCUUUAACUUUAAUCUUCUGCCUAAGAGGAUAGGGUUGGCAUCCGUCCCAAAAUUCUAAAAAGAUAGGGUUGCCAUCCAUCCCGAUAUAUCGGGACCGUCACCGUUAUUAUGAACCUUUUUGUCCCCACAUCCCGACAAGACCCAAUUUUGUCCCGAUUUGCAAAAUACUGUUACAAGCUUGGCUCAAGUACUGAAGUAACGCCAACUGUUAGUGCAACAUAUAAAUGCAGCCACUGUGGAAAGAUUAUUUUCGCUGAUGUCGGCCCAGUGGACUGAUGAAAGAAAUGGACUGCUGUCAGGGACUGUGGAAUCAAUCUUACAGUGCCAGUUUAACUAAAAGCUGACUUGCAUGGAAUUUUAUAAAUACGUAAAAGGGAAAAAAGACUUGCUGAAAAAAGUGAAAUCUUCUGAAAAAUAUGGUGCACCUAGUACUUCUGCCGCAACAAGUUCCAUGUAAUUGUGUUCUAAAUAAAAAGUAAUUAUAUUAAAUACAUUUUUUACUUCAUUUCUACACCCCCAUCUCAGAGUGUCCCGAGGAGGUCCCAGCUAGAUAUGGAAACCCUAUAAGAAGAUGAUUACGUCCUAAGCCUAAGGAGUCCUAACGGAAAUCUAUGAAUCUGUUCAAUUUUACCUAUAAGUAUUUAUAAGCCAGAAUAAUGGAUUGAAAUUUUAUUUGAUCAUAAAUAAUCAUGUUAUGCGGAUUAGCAAGCAGGUUAGGUUUGCUGAUUAGUUCUGGUCUGUAGAUCAACACUUGGAAACAAUAUUUAAGAUGGGAUUUCAACAAAUAAAACAAAAAACAAGCAGGCUAACUUAGAGUUGUUUUUCAAUUAAUAAUUUAUCUUAUUUCUACACUGAUGUAAUAAAUGAUGAAUUAUAAUUACUCAGUCUUUUGAUUGAAAGACACUUUUAUUUUCUACACUUUCCAUUCCAAGGCACCAUCUUCAGUUUAUUAUAUUCCUGACUUUAUUAGCAAGACAGAAGAGGAUCUUCUUCUAAAUAAAGUUUAUUCUGCACCCAAGCCAAAAUGGACACAGCUAUCACACCGAAAACUGCAGAACUGGGGUAGAUUUUGAAAGCUUUAAAUAUAGUUUGAUUUUCACAAAUUUAAACAUCUGGGCAAAUUAAAGUUAAUGAAUUCAUGUACAAAAGUUUCCGUUUUAAAUUCUGUGCGAAAUGGAUCUUUUAUAAAAGGUAUGUUACUAAAUUAAAACUGCAUAAAAUUUCAUAACAAUUUGUCAUUAUUUUUCAGGAGGGCUGCCUCAUGUUAAGGGUAUGGUUGCGGAAGCUUUGCCUUCAGUAAGUCAUGCUUUUAAUAACCAGGCACAAAUAUCAUUCAGAAUGAUGUAUGGAAUUCUAACAUCUAGAAACCAGUGAAGCCUUCAAUAGAAAGGUUCAAUUGUGGCAUUUUUAUGUUUCAAAUUAUAAUUUUAGAAUUUAUAUUUCAUUAAUUAUUUCUUAUAAACUGGACUUCUACUUUUUUAUUCAUAAGGCUUUACUCAUAUGUUAUACCUGACAUGUGAUACGUGACACUUUAAUAUUUAAACUAAUUUUUAAAAAAUUUUAAAUUUGCUUUAAUUUAAUUAUUUGAAAACAUUUUUUUAAAUGGUAAAAUCCUAUAAACAAUGUUUAAAUUAAAGAGACUUAAUGCACUAAGAUAGUUUUAUUUAACCUCUUUGAUAAAUUACAAAUUCUUAUUAGAUAUAAUGAAUUCCGGACCAUCAGUUCAGUUUUUCUUUGGAAUUAUUCACUAGAUUUUAUUUUAGCAAUGUAAUGUAUAGGGAAAAAAUUGUAUUUAUCAUUUCAGUGGCUUCAGUGUUAUGCUGACAAAAUUGGGCAACUUGGAAUUUUUGAAGAAAAAAUUCCUAAUCAUGUACUAGUGAAUGAAUAUUUACCUGGUCAGGGGAUUAUGGUACUAUUUUCAUUUAUUUAUUCUUUUCAUCUGUGUACUGUACAUGUUUCAUUAAUGUCAUCUUGUUGUGUACAUUCACAUUUAUAAAAUCACCUCACAGCAUAGUUAUCGGGAUUAUGUUUAUGCUGUAGUUUUAUUCUAGUCUAUUCUUGUUCAUCAACAAAUUUACUUUUCCUUUCUAAAUUAUUUCAGCCCCAUGAAGAUGGACCACUUUUCUACCCAACAGUUUCAACCAUCAGCCUAGGCUCACAUACAAUGUUAGAUUUUUAUCACCCUUUGAAUCAAGAAGGAAUCCACCAGGACAGCUCACCCAGCUCCAGUGUGUCACAUGAUAGUUCUGGGGUGUUGCAUGAUAGCUGUAAUGUGUCACAUGAUGGAUGCAUGGAAACGGUUACUCCAUUAGAAGCAGAAGACACCAACUGCAACCUGAACUCAACGGUCAAUUCAUUAGAAGUAGAAGACACCAACUGCAACCAGAACUCAUCAUUUGAGAGCCGUAGGUUGUUGUCGAUUCUCCUUGAACCGAGAAGUUUAGUUUUAGUAUGUGAUGACAUGUAUAAAGUUUAUCUGCAUGGGAUUUCAGAGAGGGAAACUGAUGUUUUGUCUGAAAAAGUGGCCAAUUUGUCGGCCAUAUCAGCAUCAGGUGGUGAUGUGCUAAGAAGAAGUAGGAGGGUUUCAUUGACCUUUCGUUUUGUGCCUAAACUAUUGAAAGCAAAACUGAUUUUUGGCAAAAAAUAGCUUCAUCUAUGCAAAAUCUGUGCUUUGUUCUAUAAAAAAUUAAUUUAUGCAAUAUUUUAUAAAUAUUGACUAAAUGUGACCAUUAUUAUUCAUCUGAAUUUCAAAUAAAAGUGAAAUUUUUUUUACAAUAUUUUUCUCAAAGAUGUUUCUUAUUUGUUUGUAUUUUGACCUGAAACCCUAUUAAUCAAUGGCACAUAGUUCAGUCAUAGCACUCUAACUAAUUCAAAAAUGGGUAGGAUUUUUGACAUU